UAUCGUCGAGUUUGCUUGUUCGCAAGUGAUUUUUUUUUAAUAUAUUAAUCUAUUUACAAUGAAAAAAGUUAUAAUAUUAUUGUUAUUUACUUUAUUAUUAGUGAAUUGUGAUGAUGGUGAUUAUGAAAUAGGUUCUGUAUGUACCACAAAUACCAACGAGGCCGGUGUUUGUAAAUAUCUUUAUGAAUGUCCAUACGCAUUAAAUCGACUCAGAAAGAGGACAAAAAUUAAGGAUUGUCUUUAUGAAGAUGACAAGAGAUAUGUUUGUUGCGCUGAAACAACAAAAAUAACACCAGCAACGAGUAACCCAUUAGAACAAAAACCGAGGGAAACAAUUUCGGAUAGAGAGUUAGUCAAAUUCCAUGAAGAAGGACUCUUGAAGGGCGGUGAUAUUGAAUGUCGGUUCAAUGGUACAUUCCCUGUAAAAUGUUGCCGCAUUGUUCACGACUUCACCACAUUGAAAUUCAACGAGCCACCAAAAUGUCCAGAACUGGAGAAACCGUAUGCACGUAGCAGCAUGACACCACAUCAAAGUGUGAUAUACGAUGCGUGCUACGCAUAUUCGAGAUUGGGAAGUAAAUGUUUGGCAAGUGACAUAAACACAGAUUGGUAUGUUCGAGAUGACUGUCAGAGAUUCAGGAGUAUAACAAAAAUAUCUGAUGGUGAUCCAGCUAAGGUUUCAGAAUUCCCACAUAUGGCAGUUCUCGGUGGUAGAAAGGAUGCGGCCAAGCCAAUCAGUUGGAUAGGUGGCGGAACUCUGAUAAGCGAAUAUUUUAUUCUGACUGCGGCUCACGCUGUCGGUAGCCGUGACACUGGAGUUGUUAAUUACGCACUAUUAGGAACUAUUUAUAAAAACGAUACACGCAGCGGAGAACUCUACCACGUUGUGAAAAUCAUAAAGUAUCCUGAAUACAACUCGCAAACGAAGAAAAACGAUAUUGCCCUCCUCAAAGUUCAUACUCGUGUUAUAUUUUCUGAUUACAUUCGGCCAGCGUGUCUCCCAUUCCCUGGCUCGAAGGAAUAUGAAUACACAUCAUGUACAGUAGCAGGGUGGGGUAGUAUGGGGGAGAGACAAAAUACCAGUGAUGUAUUACUGAAGGCGACAGUUUUUCAGGAAUAUAACCACUCUAGGUGCAAAGACGUUCUGCAUCAGAAUUUUUUCGUUUGGGACAGUAAUACCAUGAUAUGCGCUAAAUCAGGAGAAUCUCGACCGAAUCAGGACACUUGUAAGGGUGACAGCGGUGGUCCCUUGAUGACACUGAGCAAACAAUUUGUACGCUGUUCGUAUUUCGUCGCAGGCGUCGUCUCUUGGGGACCAAGAUGUGGUUUUCAAUUAUAUGGAUCUUAUACAAACUCUUCCUACUACAAGUAUCAAGAAUGGAUAGUCGAAAACGCGUGGCCUCAGCAGCUUAAAGCUAGGAACAUUAUAUUAUCUUAAGCAAUUCCCAAGCUGACCUUAUUGGACAAGUCGCUGGAAAUGACAGCUUUUGUUAUGUUCAGAUUUUAAAGCGAUUGUUAAAGUUUCUGCCAGUUAUUAUUAAUUCGAUUUCUUACCUACUAACAAACUGAUAUGGAUAGGCUCUUGCUUGAAAAUGACAUCUUUUAUCUUUCGACCCGAAUUAAACGCACCAGAGAGAUUAGACAAAGUGCAUUCGCUUAACCCAUUAGUGCAUAACGUUCGAUAAAUCGGACGCCAAUAAAAUUGUUAUUUUAGGAGUUAUAUAUAUAAGAUAUAUUUUACUAACCGUUUAUUUUUUAAACAGUAGUGUAAUAUAUAUUUGAAAUGGUAAUACUGUUGGUAUGACAUUCCGUGAAGCGAUUUAUCGGACGGGCUAUAAAAUCUAAACUUUCAUAUUGAUUAAAUAUUAGGUGCGCAACUAAGUUCUCGGUUUUUUUUUCGAUAAAAAUAUAACUUUAUUAUUAAAAAAUGGUUACAAAUUAAUCAUUCAAAGUAUUGCCCAUCGCUAGACACAACUUUUUCCCAUCUUUCUGGUAGAGCUCGAAUACCUUGACGCCAGAAGUGU
This is a messenger RNA of Papilio xuthus (Asian swallowtail), 2024 nucleotides long. RefSeq names its product venom serine protease Bi-VSP-like. The coding region runs from base 59 to 1438 and encodes 459 amino acids. Gene Ontology annotation, molecular function: serine-type endopeptidase activity. NCBI's taxonomy places the organism in Eukaryota, Metazoa, Arthropoda, Insecta, Lepidoptera, Papilionidae. The record is from RefSeq and is a predicted model, not a curated record. The transcript has 10 exons. Gene Ontology annotation, biological process: proteolysis.